AUGUCGGAGGAGCCACACACGCUGACCGACAGCCCAUUUGUCGCAGCUGAGAGGAUGCCAGCGGUCUAUGCGGCGGUAGCGGUCGAAGUGGCCCCAGGCCCGGGAGGAAGACGACUGCACCGGGUGAUCCAGGCGUUGGGCGCUUUGGAUCAGCGGCUUUUGGCCCCCAACGAGGCUGUUGGGCGGCGUCCUUCAGGCAGCUGUCCUUAA
This is a messenger RNA of Durusdinium trenchii, 210 nucleotides long. The record is from the annotation of a GenBank genome assembly. Lineage: Eukaryota; Dinophyceae; Suessiales; Symbiodiniaceae.